Nothoprocta perdicaria is the source of this 1840-nucleotide messenger RNA. RefSeq names its product rab9 effector protein with kelch motifs-like. The record is from RefSeq and is a predicted model, not a curated record. Gene Ontology annotation, molecular function: protein binding. The transcript is spliced from 13 exons. NCBI's taxonomy places the organism in Eukaryota, Metazoa, Chordata, Aves, Tinamiformes, Tinamidae. The coding region runs from base 55 to 1662 and encodes 535 amino acids.
GUGCUGGGCGCCCUGCCCGAGCCGCCGCGCAGGCUCCUCAGCCACUCCAGCAAGAUGGGUUACCAGACGUGGCUGCCCGUACCGCUGCCCAGGCAGCUGGUGGUGUUUGGCCUGGGGGACUGGAGCUGUUACUCGCCGGACACGAGCAUCGCUGUGGAUGUGCACGUGGCGGGGGACAUCAAGCCGCAAAGGAUUGGCAGGCUGGAGCCCUCCCGCAGGUCACUAGUUUGGGAAGGUGACUGGAGGACGGACAUUUUCAUGGCCUCGUUGAAGGACAUGGACAAAGGCAGCUCUGUGAAGCUUGUCCUUACUGUCAAUGGGCAGCUGCUCAGAGGCCUCUCCAGCAGUACCCCCACCCACCCGUUCCUAGUGCCGGACACUAUCCCGUCACCAGUGCUCCCAGCAGACGACGUGUCCCUCAGCCAGGACCUGGAGGACUCUCCUGCGGUUAAAAAUCAGAGCUCUGAGAUGACUGCUGUAGUUUCCAGGCCUGGGAGGAAGGACUUUGCUGCACCACUGAGAAAACCACUGGUGCUCUGUGCCCUCAAGUCACCACCUGGCAAUGCAGAGCCCCAUGAGUCCUGGAGAAGGAGUCCUGUGCAGCUGAGGAAGCCCAGGAAGGUUUUAUUUGAACCCAGAGCAUCUGAGAGAGAACUUGAUGAGGAAGAUCUGGCGGUUGAGGAGUUGCAAGGCAGUCCCAGCCCGCGAUGGUGCCAUGCCAUGUGCCUCAGUGACCCGGGAACGGCUGUUCUGAUCGGCGGAGAAGGUGCCAGCCAGCAGUCCUGCAAGGAUGUGCUCUGGAAAAUGGAAACUGACAGCGAUUUCUGGUUUCCAGUGGAUUUCCAGCUAGGAGAUGCCGUGCCCUCAGGCUUGCGCGGCCACACUGCUACCUAUGACCCAGACACCGGGCGCAUCUACAUCUUUGGGGGCAUAAAGGAGGACAAGGACUACAGCAGCAUCUACAUCCUGGACACGGUCGCUUGGAAAUGGCUCCUUGUGGCUGCUAAAGGGAGAAUGCCAGUGCUAGCCUACCACAGUGCCAUCAUCUACCGCAAGGAGCUCUUUGUUUUUGGGGGGGCUCUCCCCAGAACGGCGUCACUGGCCCUUGGACCCUGCAGCAAUGCACUCUAUGUCUUCAAUCCAGAGUAUGAAAUUUGGUACCAGCCCAUCUUGGAAGGGGAGAAGCCUCUUCCUAGACUCGGGCAUUCAGCUACUCUACUGGGGAACAAGCUGCUAAUUUUUGGAGGUCAGAGGACCUCUAUCUACCUCAGUGACAUGCACGUCUUGGAUCUCGGUUUCAUGGAGUACACACCAGUCCCUGUCCUUGCAGGACAGCCUUCUGCACGCUGUUUCCAUGCUGCUAUGGCUGUGUCGGACCAGAAGGUUCUGAUCAGUGGAGGCUGCAAUGCCAAGGGUGCCCUACAGGAUGUGUAUGUUUUCCACCUAGACACCCUUACGUGGAGCGCGUUGAUGCACCAUGACCUCUGCUCCCUGCCCCGAGCUGGCCACACAUUGCUUGACAUGACUCCUGCUCACCUGAAGGAUGUGGACAAGGAGAACAAGGACAAGCAUAACCUGCAUACAGUGUUGGUCUUUGGAGGCUCCAACUGUGCUGGGACCUUCUACAACAGCACAGUCAAGAUCCACUUGGAUCUAGAAUAAUGCAGAGGUCUGAGAAUAAGUCUGAAACAGCAAAGGUUCUUUGCUGGGGUAAAUACAGGCAAGGAUGGCAAUAAAUUAAUCUAAGCAACCCGACAGUCCAAGCUUCUAUUUCAAAGUGAAUGCCAUCCUCUGUGUAAGAGGCCAGUGUUUGUAAUACCUUAAUGAAUACUGUAUUUCC